UGUAAAAUUACGUUUGCAGCGCCUAAAUAUAGUCGAAAUUGACAUGGGCGCCAAGUUUCAAUUUUUUUUCCCCCAAUUUAUGUUUUGUUUUCCCUCCAGCAGACACCCCCCUCCCUCUCUCUGUCUCCCCGCUCUCGUUCCCCCAGCGAUCCUCCCUCGACCCACGCCGCCGGGCACAGCCCGUCGCCAGCGACCCCACCAUGUAACUGCCACCUCACCUCGAUGUCCGCCCCCUCCUUCUCCCCCAAACCCCAUGCCGGAAAUUUCCUUUUCCCCAAAUCUGGCCUCACCUCUCUCUCUCUCUCUCUCUCUGUAUCGCCGUCGCUAGGGGCUCCUUUUGCCACCACUCAGUCCGGCUCCACAAUCGGAGAGUACGCAUUUGCCGAUGUGGGAAAUUUGGAACACUGCGCUAAGUACUUGAACCGGACGCUUGUUACGUACGGAUUCCCGGCUUCUCUCGAUCUGUUCGCCAAUGAUCCGGUUUCUGUUGCGAGAACUUGCAAUUGUCUAUACUCGUUGCUUCAACAGAGGCAGCGGGAUGUUGAAUUUAGAGACUCUGCUAGUGAGCAGAGACAGCGGAUGUCUUUGACCUGCCCUUUCACAUGGCUAGAGAUCAAAUAGAGGAAAGUCUCCGAAAUAAGAUGACUUCCAUAAAGGAGCGUAUGGUUCAAUUGCAAGAUGCACAGAAAGGUGCUGAAGUUACUUCUGAAUCAACUGAGAGGGAGCUUGAACUUGAAGCUCAACUUGUUGAGGCCAGGAGCAUACUCCAAGAGCAGGGUAUUACAUUUGAGCUAGACGAUGAGAUGGCUGCAGAUGAUGAUGAUCGGGAGGUGUUACAGGAUAUAAUAAACAACACCUCCGUUAAGCG
Carya illinoinensis is the source of this 868-nucleotide messenger RNA. RefSeq lists its product as uncharacterized. Lineage: Eukaryota; Viridiplantae; Streptophyta; Magnoliopsida; Fagales; Juglandaceae. The transcript has 6 exons. Bases 223 to 621 code for a protein of 132 amino acids. The record is from RefSeq and is a predicted model, not a curated record.